Molecule: messenger RNA, 526 nt
Organism: Scomber japonicus (chub mackerel)
Lineage: Eukaryota; Metazoa; Chordata; Actinopteri; Scombriformes; Scombridae
Exons: 2
Coding region: 1-495 (164 amino acids)
Biological process (GO): sarcomerogenesis; cardiac myofibril assembly; cardiac muscle tissue morphogenesis
Cellular component (GO): Z disc
Molecular function (GO): titin binding; titin Z domain binding; protein-macromolecule adaptor activity
Source: RefSeq, a predicted model, not a curated record
AUGCACUGUGUGAGUCGAGGAGGCUGCUACCUUGUGAACUCCUACUGUGAUCUUCAGGAGGAAAACGAGAGGAGGAAAGAGAGCUACGAAGCAUGUUGGCUGAGUCUGGUGCUUGAAACAAGACCACAAUACAAGCUGGUACUAUCAGAGAAAGACAACAUUCGUAAAGAGAGUUACAAGCAGGAACAGGUGGUCCACUUCAUGGUUGAGAGGAAUCCCAGCCAGAUACUGAGGCUGGGCAACUACAGCAGAGCCAUGACAGAGCACUGCUUACCCUUCAACCUCAGCAGGGACCCAUACAUCAAAAACAGCUUGCUACAACAAGAAAAGAGCCAUGUCAUACUCAGAAAGGAGAAUAAUGAAGCAUAUGUGAAUAAAAAGAAAGUGACUUGCAUAACUCAGACCUUCACCAAGCCGGUCAGAGUGAACUUUAGACCUUCGAGUUUGAUGUCAUCACCGAGGGAAACUUCUCAUCGGAUGCAGAGGAGAGAGUAAGGCGAGGAACUGGAGGUGUUUUAAGACUGCA